CUCUCCCUCCCACAUUUUGCUUAGUAGAAAACAGAAACCGUUGAGGGGAAAAUAUUACUCCUGUUCUUCUUCUUCUUCUUUCCUCGCAUUCACAAGCAGAGCUCCUUCUCUCGAUUGUCUAAAAGCGUCGUUCCAGCUCCUAUCCAGGAGAAAGAAACAAUUUUUAAUAUAGGAGAGAUUUGUAAGUGGUUAUAUUCACUGGAGCAAAUGCUUCCUCAAAAGAUUGAGUCAGGUCAUGAGGACACAGUCCAUGAAGUUGCAAUGGAUUACUAUGGUAAGCGCGUUGCAACCGCAUUGUCAGACAACUCAAUAAAUAUAAUUGGGGUUGGCAAUAAUACCUCUCUGCCUCUUGCUAAACUGAGUGGUCAUCAAGGUCCUGUUUGGCAAGUAGCUUGGGCUCACCCAAAGUUUGGGGCUUUGCUUGCUUCAUGUUCUUAUGAUGGACGUGUCAUAAUAUGGAAGGAGGGCAAUCAGAAUGAAUGGACUCAAGCUCAUGUUUUUGAUGAUCAUAAAUCAUCGGUUAACUCUAUUUCUUGGGCACCUCACGAGGUUGGUCUUUGUUUGGCGUGUGGAUCUUCAGAUGGAAGUAUAUCAGUUUUUACUGCACGAGCAGACGGUGGUUGGGACACAGCCAGGAUUGAUCAAGCUCACCCAGUUGGUGUGACUUCUGUGUCAUGGGCGCCAUCAACUACACCUGGUGCUCUUGUUGGUUCCAGUUUGCUGGACCCUGUUCAGAAGCUUUGCUCUGGUGGUUGUGACAAUACCGUGAAAGUGUGGAAGCUCUGCAAUGGGAUUUGGAAGUUAGAUUGUUUUCCAGCUCUUCAAAUGCAUACUGAUUUGGUGAGGGACGUAGCAUGGGCACCCAACUUGGGGCUUCCAAAAUCAACUAUUGCUAGUGCCUCUCAGGAUGGGAAGGUUAUAAUAUGGACUGCGGCAAAGGAAGGGGAAAAAUGGGAGGGCAAGGUCUUACAUGAUUUCAAGGCUCCUGUUUGGAGAGUCUCUUGGUCACUCACCGGAAACAUAUUGGCUGUUGCUGAUGGGGUUAACAAUGUUACAUUGUGGAAAGAAGCUGUAGAUGGGGAAUGGCAACAGGUGACAACGGUUGAUACCUAGAGCUCAAGUACUUUUUUUUUUUUUUUUUUUGGUUUAAUUCCUGGUCGUGUUUAGUUGCAUCGCAUUCACAUAUGAUGAUAAGCUAUUUUUGCCUGAUGUUAUUCCGAUAUUGGAGUAUUUAUGUUGGAUAUUCUGGACUGCAGCUUCUAUCAUAAAGCCUUAGUUUUCCAGAUCAUAUCCAUUUUUGUUCUAUGAAUGCAUACAUCAGCUGCUGUUGGUUGUUUAUAAUUUUGUCUCGCAAGAUUUCUUCUUGUAAUAAUUUCUUCAAUAAUUUUGUAAAUUCCGUUUGUGAUGAGCAAAGUUCUGCGUUUGGCUUUAUCGAGUA
Molecule: messenger RNA, 1438 nt
Organism: Jatropha curcas
Lineage: Eukaryota; Viridiplantae; Streptophyta; Magnoliopsida; Malpighiales; Euphorbiaceae
Source: RefSeq, a predicted model, not a curated record